Pelagomonas calceolata is the source of this 1138-nucleotide messenger RNA. The record is from the annotation of a GenBank genome assembly. Lineage: Eukaryota; Pelagophyceae; Pelagomonadales; Pelagomonadaceae.
CCACUCACGUCGAGCGUCAAAGGCGACUUUUGUGCUGCGGCAUUAGUGCCAGCGCGGCACGCGUAGACGUUUGAGCCCCGACAACAGCUCGCCUCGCCCCGCCUCGGCGCGCUCAGCGAGUUUGAGCGCACGCAAGGCCACCAACAAGGUUAGUGGACUAAAAAGACGGGCUGCCUCACCAAGACUAAAAAAGCGGGGCUGCCUCAAAACCCCCAAAAAUGUCGCGCGAAGCACCGACAAGUGAGACCGCAAAUGGGACCGCCGAGACGAACGGCGAAGCCCCCAAGCCGACGCUCCAGCGGCGUCCCAGCUACACGCUGUUGGGAUCACCGGACCCUGCGCCAAUCGUCCUGACAGCUGCGGCCGUGCUGGCCUUCUGCGCGGGCUGCACGAACGCCUGCGCAAUGCUCGGCGUGUUCAUGGCGCCCGGAAUCAAGGCCACCGGCGUGACGCACGUCACCGGUAGUCUGACGAAAGCCGGAAUGGUCCUUGCAAAUGGGCCUGCGGCAACCGCUCCAUGCCUCGCCGUGCUCGGGUACGUCGUCGGCGCGGCGCUGGCGGGCGCGACGGUGCCGGCGGGCAUGUUCGACCGCACUCAUGCGCGGGCCUAUGGACGCAUCGUGAUGGCCACAGCCGUGCUCCUCGCGCUGGCGGCCGCGCUGCAGGAGGCCGAACAUGGACACGGCUUCGGAUUUUUGCCGGUGAUAGGUGCUGCGUGUGCCUUCGGCGCACAGAACGGCCUUGCGACGGCCGUGUCAUCAAGCAUGGUGCGCACGACGCAUAUGACCGGCUGCGCGACCGAUGUGGGCCUUAUCCUCGGCCGCGCCAUGGGCCGGCUGCUGCGAAAGGACGGCUGCGGAUUUACCCAAGCCGAGAAGAAUCGCUUAGGCCUCUACGGACGCCUCUCGCUUGGGUUCGUCGGCGGUGCGGCCGUCGGUACGGCGUUGGUCCAGGAAGCCGAUAUUCCGAACGCGCGAGCCCUCUUUGUGCCCGCGGGCAUCCUGCUCACGGCUGGCGGCAUCGCCGCCGCAGGCUUCCUCGACCCGCGCGUCGACCAGACACCACUCGAGGCGCGUGUCAAUAGCGCCGGGAAGCUCUGAGCGCCACGACCCCCCCUACUACGUAAUGUGAAGUUCUA